Molecule: messenger RNA, 567 nt
Organism: Schistocerca cancellata (South American locust)
Lineage: Eukaryota; Metazoa; Arthropoda; Insecta; Orthoptera; Acrididae
Product: craniofacial development protein 2-like
Exons: 1
Coding region: 1-567 (188 amino acids)
Biological process (GO): chromatin remodeling
Cellular component (GO): nucleus
Source: RefSeq, a predicted model, not a curated record
AUGACUGGACAGUGCAACGGACUACCUAAAGCCCUUGAAACCCGAUGCAUAGACAUCUGUGCAGUGCAAGAAACAUGGUGGAGUGGAAACAAAUUGUAUGACACUGGAUGCAGUUACAAGCUGAUGUAUAAGGGCACACGCGGAACCACUAGUGGCAUUGGCAUUGUAGUGUCAUCCAAGUUUGAUGGUAAUAUCUCUGAAGUGCAAAGAUAUGAUGAUCGCCUGAUGAAGAUUGUGUACAUCACAGAUGGCAGAAAAAUCCACAUUUUCAGUGCCUACACUCCAAAAACUGGCCAAGCAACUUCCAUCAAGGAUGCCUUUUGGAGGAUCCUUGAUGCAAAGACUGCUGAAGUGCUCCCAGAAGAUUACAUCAUCAUAGCUGGUGAUCUGAAUGGGCACAUAGGGUGCAGAAAGGAAGAACAUACUGCUCACGGUGGGUAUGGAUUCAGAGAAAAGAAUGACAACGGUCAGCGUAUCCUCGAUUUCUCAGAAGCUCAUAACCUGGCAAUUGCGAACACAUGCUUCAAAAAGCGUGACACAUCUAAUCACGUAUUACAGUGGCACUAA